AUGCAAUCGACAGACUACUUUGGAAAUACCUUGGUUCCAACAGUCACCAUCGACACCAACAUCGCAUGCACCAACCCGGCCUUCACAGGCUCAUCUGGCACCAUUGUAACCUGUCUGGCACCCGCUGGCACUGGUGUUGGCCACACUGCCGUCGUCUCGAUCAACUCGAAGGCCUCCAACCCAGUGACAUUCGCCUACCAAGCACCAUCAAUCAUCUCUGCCAACCAGAAUCUGAAGGCCAUCACCGUCACUGGUGUCAACUUUGGAACUGAUGCCAGCAAGGUCACCGUAGUCUUUGGAGCCGCUGUCUCGAACUUCCCAACGUCGAUCACUGACAACCAAAUCGUUGCCAUCAUUCCAAAGGACGCGCUCAAUGGUGGCGUCCACGUGAUGGUCGAUACUCAGCCCUCAGCCACCAUUCCAUUCGACUUGACAUCCAUGAUCAACACAGUCAGCUCAGUACCAAUCACUGGAGGCGAGAUCACAAUCACCGGAUACUUCCUCAACUCGGUUCGCCAGAACAACGACCCAACCACCAAGUCAGUGACAUUGUUGCCAAGCGCUCCAUGCACCAAUGUCAACAAGAUUGCCGAUGCCAACAAUCAAGCACGCUUCACAUGUACCCUCCCAUCAGGUACUGGCUCCCCAACACUCAAUGUGACCAUUGACAGCAAGUCAUCAGUCUCUCAUGAGUUUGCCUAUGGCAGGCCAUCAAUCAACUCAGUCGUGGUUGAUGCCACCAACUUGAUCUCAGUCACUGGCACCAACCUGAUUGCCGUGGGAGUCAACACAUAUGUCAAAUAUGGUACUGUCAAUAUCACAUCAUUCUCAGUCUCCUCGGACAGCACCACGAUCUCAUUCCAUGCACCUGCCAAUGCCCUGGCCGACUUUAUCUACAUAACCGUGGGUGCCUCCACUUUGAGGUACUUCACGCCAUUGUACCCAAUCCUCAACUCGGUCACUGCCUCGCGAACAAUCGGCUCACAGGUCACGUUGACAGGAACAUACUUGAACUCAUUCAAUGCCGACUCGACCCAGACCACGAUGACCGUCACCAUCAAUGGAGUUUCAUGUGCUGUAACGGCUGAUACUUUGACCACCACCAAUGGAGUGAUCGAGCAGAAUGGUCAGACAAUCACUGUGAAUGGUGACAACUUUGGCGCAUCCACUCAUGAUGUUACUGCCCCAACUGGAAUGACCUGUAUCUCUGCCGCCCACACAUCGGUUGUGUUCUUGAUCCCAGCCGUCUACCAAUCCCAACCCAUCAGCAUCAGUGUUGGAGGUCAAUCAGUGUCUGGCAUCUUUGUCGUCACUCCAAUCGUCAAUGAUGUUGCCGCCAUCCACGCAGAUGGAGGUGAUGUCGUGAUCAGUGGAUCAUACCUCAACUCUCAAUCUGCCAACGGUACCGCCACCACUAUGGCCAUCACCUUUGGUCCAAUGAACUGUGCGCUCAAGUAUGCUUCCCAAGAUGGAUCAUCACUCACAUGUACACUCGGUGCCAAGUCGAUCUUUGAAGGAGCCAUCUCAGUGUCGAUUGAUAACAAGGUUGCCUCAACCGUGUCCACCUACACAUCACUCCCACCAACCGUCACAUAUGCUUCCUCAGUCCCACCCACCGGUGGCCAGGUCACCAUCCAGGGUACCCACAUUGUUAGUCCAUACUCAGUCACCGUAGCCGGCCUGGCAUGUACCAAUGGUGUGCUUACCGGAACCACAACCAUUGUCUGUUCGCUCCCAUCUGGUGGAGCAGCUGCCCAAGUGAUAACUGAGGCUCUUCCAGUUGUCGUCUCCAACGACCAGAUCUCAGCCACGGCCAACGUAUUCCUCUACAGCCGCUACAACUGUGACUCUCAAUGUGUGAAUAGUGGCACCUGCCAAGAAGGAUAUUGUGUGUGUCCAACUGGAUUCUCCGGCCCAACUUGUGCCGAGGCUGUUGACAGCAUUGUACAGCCAUCGCUCGACCCAUCCAAGGUCACAUUCCCAGUGGCCUCGCUCGUCAGCUUCACCUCCCAGAUCGCCUACAUCCAAGAGUAUGACAACAAUGCCAACCAAGUGGUGUCAAUCAUCACCAUCAUUGGUGCCUCAUGGUCUGAGUCUGCUCCAUCGACCUAUAACGCCACAGUCCAGGGCGUGUCAGUCCAGGUCAAGACAGACUUCUUCAACUCGGCCUCUGAAGUUGAGUACGCUGGUGAGACCAUCCCAGUGCCCGCUGGUGGAGUCAAGCACACUGUUGCCAUCUCUGGUUGGGAGUUCACUUCCCAAGCAAAUGUAUUGAGAGUGAUCUAUGAGUCUCAGACACCAUCAACAUUCAACUACAACUGCUCCACUGCCUCAACAUCAGUGGUACCAUUUGACAAUGUCAACAUGCCAGCGUCAUUCACAUUGGACUCACCAGUUGGAUUCAUGUUGGUUCACUUCUCUGAUCGUGCAUACGUUGAUUCCCAAUUGUACCAGAUCCAGGUUGUCCAAGACACCACACUUCCAGCCAUCGAUGGAACCACCGUCACUCGUUAUGCAGUUGUCACACCAUCAUUCACCAAUACUCUUAUGUUUGAUCCAGUGUUUGUUGCAUACCAGAGACCAUCCAUCAUCAUCAAUCCCAACUGCAACCCAACUACCUCAACCUCCACUGGAACACCUACUUCAACAUCCACUACAACAGCCGAUGGAACUACCUCGACUACAACUUCAGCAAUUACCACCGAGUCUGGUAGUACUACCACCACCACCGAUGGUGCCACUACCACUGGCACUAUCUCUACAACUGAUGGAACUACCUCCACUACCUCCACUACUUCCCCUGCUUCCACCACAUCCACUACCACCCAGGCCGGCACUACUACCACCCCAGGCACCACUGGAACUACAUCCACGACCACCACCAACUUAGCCACUACCACUGGCACUAUCUCUACAACCGAUGGAACUACUUCCACUACUUCCCCUGCCUCCACCACAUCCACUACCACCGAGUCUGGUACUACUACCACCCCAGGCACCACAACAACAGCUGCUCCUUCUACCACCAGCACCACACAAAGCGGCACUACGACCACAUCAUCAUCAUCAUCAACAACAACUCUGUCCACCACCACUGGACUCAAUGCAUCAAGAUCACUCCAUCCAUGA
Molecule: messenger RNA, 3129 nt
Organism: Acytostelium subglobosum LB1
Lineage: Eukaryota; Evosea; Eumycetozoa; Acytosteliales; Acytosteliaceae
Exons: 2
Coding region: 1-3129 (1042 amino acids)
Source: RefSeq, a predicted model, not a curated record